Messenger RNA from Metschnikowia bicuspidata var. bicuspidata NRRL YB-4993, 3081 nucleotides. RefSeq lists its product as uncharacterized. The annotation marks the transcript as partial. Gene Ontology annotation, molecular function: beta-tubulin binding; GTPase activator activity. Gene Ontology annotation, biological process: tubulin complex assembly; post-chaperonin tubulin folding pathway; microtubule cytoskeleton organization. The transcript has a single exon. The record is from RefSeq and is a predicted model, not a curated record. NCBI's taxonomy places the organism in Eukaryota, Fungi, Ascomycota, Pichiomycetes, Serinales, Metschnikowiaceae.
AAACAAAUCGCAGACGUGCGGCGGGGCAUCGACGUGUUCGAACAGGCCCCCCGGGCCCUCGAUGGCGUGCUCCAGCAGCACGUGUCCGGCAUUGUCUCGCUGUACUUUGCCGCCAAAGCGCACGCCAGAACCACAGACCGGUGGGAGACCAUCGCGGACGCGUUGGCGGACCUCGUCUACGUGUUGGCCAAGGUGCGGGGGUACAAGUCCGUGGCCAACGCGCUUCCCAGCGACGUGUACUUGUUGCCGCGGCUCGUCGAGAUGGUGGAGGACCCAGGCACCGCCGGGAGGCCCGGCGAAUGCUACUUCUUGCUCUUGUGGCUCUCGCGGCUUGUCCUCGUGCCGUUCCCGCUCGCCAGCGUGCAGACAGGGCUCGAGGCGCAUCUCUUCCAGCUUGCCUCGGCCUUCCUUGCGCUCCACCGAACGGCCCUGAAAACACAGCUGGCGGCGCUGGUGUUGCUUGCGCUGCUAGUGACGCGCCCCGACUGCGGCUUGCUUCUCGAUGAGUACACGGCCACCGUGGUGGUGGACUGGCCCGUGCUCCUGGAAAACGCCAAGUUGGGCCACUUGAUGACGCUCAACCAGAUGCUCAAGCGCGCAGCCAGCGGGCCCGUUGCGGGCCUCGCGCGGGCCGUGCACCGGGACGUGGUUAUGCACGAGGUGUCGCUGGCCAAGCACGGCCAGCGGGCCGCGCAGAUCAACACGAUGAACGCGUUGUACGUCCUCAAGGUGGCGACGAAAUGCGCCCGAGUGUUCGUGGCACGGGCCGAGUACGACGCCGUCGCUGCGCUCGUGAACGGCGCCACGGACCUCAUGCAGCUGAUGGGCGAGCUGUUCGACGCGGCGUUGCGCGAGUGCAUGGCCAAGAACUUGGCCAAAACCACGGCGCACUUGGCCAAGCGGGCCACCAACUACGCGGCGCAGGUCGUCUCGCACAUGCUCGGGCAGUUGCGGCUUGCGCCGUUGGCCGCGGGCGGGUAUGAUGCCGACAUGCGCAUCGAGCCCGCGGGGUUGUCGGUGCCCCGCUUCCACGCCGUGCUUCUCUACACGGGCUUCCUUGCAUUGACGAAGGCGCUCCCGGCGCAGUUCGUGCCGGCGGUCUUCUCGCUAGCGCACCAGACGUGCUUCGUGUCGCGGCGCCAUUACGCCUUUGUGCAGAGCGCCCAGCUCCGGGACGCGUCCUGCUUCUGCUUGUGGGCCGUGUUGCGGCUGCUUUCGGAGGAGCGGUUCCAGGCGCUUCAGGCGCAGUGCGCGGGCCUCGUGCCCACGGUGUUCUGCGACCUCAUCCGGGUCUCGCUCUUCGACGAGGACUUCACCAUGCGCAGAUGCGGCAUCGCGGUGCUCCAGGAGCUCGUGGGCCGCUUUGGCGGCGUCUUCUUGGGCCCCAUGCUCGGCACCGGCGACGCGCACCGGCUCGGCGAGUUCACCGUUCUGUUUAUCGAGCAGUUCGGCGCGGCCACCGUGGGCUCGAUGGCUGACUCGCAUGGGGUCAUGGCGCUGUUGCGCCACUUGGGCUUCCUGCGCGAGUGGUUCGUGGCCCCGCUCGUCGACGAGAUCUUGGCCGAGCUGUCCCCAUACGAGCUCCAGAAGUUGGGCCUGGUCCAUCUCGCCCAGACGCUUGCGGAAAAUUACUCCACGCCGAUCCAGCUUGAAGGGUGCCGUCGCGUGGACGAGGCCCACGUCGUCAACUGCUUGGUCGGCGCCUUGCAGCGUGGCAGCCACAGCGCCCUCUAUGCUCUAGCGGAGCUAGAGACGUGCGGGUUGCUUGCGCCCGAUACAGCCGAGUCCGUGGCCUUGCAUGUCGAGAACAUGACUCUAGCGCGCCACGGCCCGGUGGCGUGCGUGGGAGAAUCGAUCAUGCACUGGCUCAACUGCUGCAAGCAAGAACGUCGGGGCCGCCUCACCGCCAGGUUGGGCCCGGUGCUCGCGGCCAUCCACCGGCUCGAUGCCUCCGCCGGUCUCGUGCUGGAACUCGAGGCCUUCUACACGCUCAGCCCCGUCUUGUCUGCAGACCAGUUCGACCAUCUCUGCCACCAAAUACGCUCCGGCAACCAGCUAGUGGCGGCCUCCGUCAUGCGGGCGCGGCUCGACCACCAGCAAUUGCACCGUGUGGGCGCCUGUCUUGCCGAUAGGGCCGUGGACGCCGGGGUGCGGGCGACACUAGUCCGCACGCUCCAGCCCGACCACAUAGGGGCCGCUGCGUUUGCGCUUUUGCGCCCCACGGUGGUCCUGCUCCUCGACGAUUACACGAUUUCCGAGCAAGGCGACAUCGGGCUGAAGCCGCGGCUCGCGAGCGUCUUGUUUGUCGAGGCACACUGGCGUCUUUUCGAAGCGGAUACGCCCGUCUUGCAGGCAAAGCUCUUGCGGCUCGCCGGCGAGACCAUGGACCGGCUCCGAAUCGCGGCGUUCCGCGUGCUUGUCCGCAUCCACGGAGGCACGAGCCCCGCGGCCCACAUGGCCCCGGACGGCGGCGGGUACGACGCCUAUUUCGCAGCCUUGUUUGCGUUUUUCCAGGCGCAAUGUGCGGCGCUGGACGAUCUUGCCAACGCGUUCUGGAGCGGCAUUGUCCACUCGGCCGCGGCGGCCACAGGCGCCAACACCAUGAUCAACCUGGCGUUCCGUCACGUGCUUCUGCACUUGAGAGACCGUGCCCAGCGGGAGCGUGCGUUCUCGGUUCUAGUGGCCCUUAUGAAAGUGGCGCCUGGGACCAAGGUGCUGGCGCUCGAUCGCCGGGCGCAAAAGACACUCCAGGCCGUGAUGGGCCUUGUGGCCAAGCUCUUGGAUGCGGCGCUAGAGAUCCCCGACCUGGUCGCCGAGGCGCUCUUUGUGCGGGCAUACAACCUCCAUAUCAACACCACGGCAACGGCCCGGAUUGCACUGGCGAUUCGGAUCUUCCAGUAUUUCGGCAGCGCGCCGGCUGCUGCGGCUCUCAGAGCACGGAGCCGCAAACGGCUCUGCUGGCUCUGCUCUUCGCAUGCCAACGGGCAAGUGCGAGCUUUGGCGGCAGAUGCGCUCUUUGAGAUUGCCAACGACGUUGGUGCAAACUCCCCGGCCGUUGCGUUUCUUGACUCGGUCCCAUGG